This is a messenger RNA of Daucus carota subsp. sativus, 781 nucleotides long. Its product is annotated as SKP1-like protein 1A. The transcript is spliced from 2 exons. Gene Ontology annotation, cellular component: nucleus; cytoplasm. Lineage: Eukaryota; Viridiplantae; Streptophyta; Magnoliopsida; Apiales; Apiaceae. Bases 109 to 585 code for a protein of 158 amino acids. Gene Ontology annotation, molecular function: cullin family protein binding. Gene Ontology annotation, biological process: SCF-dependent proteasomal ubiquitin-dependent protein catabolic process. The record is from RefSeq and is a predicted model, not a curated record.
CCCUAAACAAAGCGCCUCGGUUAUAAAUACCUAGAAGAUAUCUCCUCAUAUACAAAACAAUACACAGCCAAAGUUUAUCUGUAUCUAUAAUCACCAUCAUCAUCCAUCAUGUCUUCCUCUCCCAAGAUGAUCUCUCUGAUGAGCUCUGACAACGAGACCUUUGAGGUGCCUGAGGCCGUGGCUUUGGAGUCACAAACCAUCAAACACAUGGUGGAAGAUGACUGUGCAAACACCACAAUCCCUCUCCCUAAUGUUACUGGCUCUAUUCUUGCUAAGGUUAUUGAGUACUGCAAGCAUCAUGUUGAAGCCCCCAAAUCUGAGGAUGGUGCUGUUAAGCCUGAUGAUGAUCUCAAGGCUUUUGAUGCUGAUUUUGUCAAGGUUGAUCAGGCUACCUUGUUCGAUCUCAUCUUGGCGGCCAACUACCUUAAUAUCAAGAGUCUGUUGGAUUUGACAUGUCAAACUGUUGCUGACAUGAUCAAGGGAAAGACACCUGAGGAGAUAAGGAAAACGUUCAACAUCAAGAAUGACUUCACUCCGGAGGAAGAGGAGGAGGUCAGGAGGGAGAAUGCGUGGGCAUUCGAGUAAACAACGUGCUGUCUGGAUGGGGGAAAUUAGUUGUAGCUAUAACUAUCUAUCUAUCUUUGAACAGAGAUGUUAAAUGUGGAUUUGUGGUUGCCUUUUGUAUGUAAGAACCUAAGCCUCAAUUGCAUGUUUCCAGGAUGCUAUUUCGCUAAGACUUGUUGAAUGGAAGGUUAAGUUAUGAUGAUGCUCAAUUCUGUUA